Molecule: messenger RNA, 3189 nt
Organism: Penicillium mononematosum
Lineage: Eukaryota; Fungi; Ascomycota; Eurotiomycetes; Eurotiales; Aspergillaceae
Product: ATP dependent DNA ligase domain protein
Exons: 2
Coding region: 1-3189 (1062 amino acids)
Biological process (GO): nucleotide-excision repair, DNA gap filling; DNA recombination; double-strand break repair via nonhomologous end joining
Cellular component (GO): DNA ligase IV complex
Molecular function (GO): DNA binding; DNA ligase (ATP) activity; ATP binding
Source: RefSeq, a predicted model, not a curated record
AUGGGCUUCAAAUUCACCUUCUUGUGUGAUCUGUUGACCAGCCUAGAUGACAGCAGAACGGCCAAGGCAUCCACGGUGGCCAAGAAUGAUAAUCCUGAUAUUAGAACAGUCGCGCAGUGGUUCUCUCGACAUGAACGGACCAUUCAUAACGCCAGCACAGACCGUGUGGCGUUGCUCUCGUGCAUGUUCCCCGAAAAACGCACGGACCGAGUAUACUGGCUGCAAGCUACGCAGCUAUCGAGAGUUAUUGGCCGCUGCUUGGGCUUGGGAUCGUGCCGACUUUCCGAACUCAAUAGAUGGCAAAGACCUGGUGGUUCUGAUCUCGGAAGGUGUGUCGAAAUUGUCAUGCGGCAAGCCGAGAAUUACAUUCCAGCCGGCCAGGAGUUGUCGGUAGAAGAAGUCGAUCGCGCCAUGGCUAUGAUUGCAUCACGCUGCCGCUUCUCUGGCCCUCAUGCCCGCCGGAAUCGUACAGCUGUGGAUGUUGAAGAGACCUUAUCAAAGCUGUACCGUCGAUCGAGUAGCCGCGAUGCCAAAUGGCUCACUCGCAUGAUUCUCAAAAGCUACUCCCCCGUCGUUUUCCCAGAAAAGUACACCCUGAAGAAAUUUCACUUUCUUCUGCCGCAACUGCUCCAGCUUCAGAACUCCUUUGAAGGGGCGUUGGAGAUGCUCGCUUCAGACCCAAUAAACCACUUCCCUCCGAACCCGGAUCCCCAAACAGCCAAGAGUCUUAGCACCAUUGCUCUACAACAUAUGCGUCCUCGUCCUGGUAUCAAGGUGGGACGACCUGACUAUUACAAAGCUCGGAGUAUCAAACAUUGUCACCAAAUGGCCAAUGGUCGUCGAAUGAGCAUUGAACGGAAAUACGAUGGUGAAUACUGUCAGAUUCACGUCGAUCUCUCUAACAAGUAUACCCCCAUCCAGAUCUUCUCCAAAAGUGGCAAGGACUCGACCGCCGAUAAAGAUAAAAUCAUACCUGUGAUAGAAGAAACGCUCCGCACUGGAUUGCCUGACUGCAAAUUUGCGCACCGAUGUAUCGUGGAGGGAGAGCUGCUUGUAUGGAAUGACCAGAAUUGUGACCUGAUGGACUUUAGCAAAAUUCGAAGGUUUAUUCCACGAUCUGGCAUUAUGAUUGGGGUUGAUAAUGAUUCUCCGCCGCAACCGUACGAGCACUUGAUGAUCAUGUUCUUUGACAUUCUCCUCCUCGAUAACGACGUAUGCCUUGCCAAGCCGCAUCGGGAAAGACGACUACUCUUACAACAAGUAGUAAAGACCAUCCCAGGCCGGGCGGACCUUGCCUAUCAGGAAGUUCUGGACUUCAACCGACCUGAUAGUUACCAUCGGCUCGAACGGAGUUUCGAGAAAGCAAUUACUAAACGUUGGGAGGGAUAUGUCUUGAAGGCUUCUGAUGAGCCUUAUUUUCCGACAUACUCUACUGAUACGGAUCAUGUGUGUGGCCGGUGGAUCAAACUCAAGAAAGAUUAUAUACCCGGUCUUGGAGACACAUUAGAUCUUGCAUUGGUCGGAGCUAGCUACAACACGCGGGACGCUCCUGAUCUGGGAAAAAUACAAGGGCUGAAAUGGACUCACUUUUUUGUUGCCUGUCUUCUGAACCCAGACCAUGUCAAAGAGCGCGGUGAUUUGCCGCGUUUCCGAAUCAUUGAUGUGAUUAACCGGCAUUGCAUGAGCAUUCAGAACAUGCAAACCCUCAAUCAAAUCGGCGAGUUUCAUGCACGUCAACCUGAGAAUUUCGAAUGGUUUCUCAUUGAGUACGGGCACCAGGCCCUUCCCCUUGCAACAACCUUGUUCAAGCAGCCCUUCAUCGUCGAAAUGCUGGGCAGUGGAUUUGAAAAGCCGUCUGGUGCGAGAUACUCCACACUUCGAUUUCCUCGGAUUUUGAAAAUCCACUCGGACCGAACACUGGAAGAGUGUACGUCAUUCCAUGAACUGCUGCUUUCGGCAGAACAUGCCCGGGCUGUGCCUGCGGAUGAACUUGAAGAACGCGAGAAAUGGGCAAGACGCCUCGAGGCUUGCAGUGGACUUAAUCAGUAUAUUGUGCGAUCUCCAAGCCCAGAAGCGACUUGUUCAGACACCGACGAGGAAACCCAUUCCCCGUCAUCCCAGGUUCCCCAAGCCACCACUACUUCUGAAGAAAGUUUUAUGGACGCACGUCCAUUGAUGGAAGGGCUGCGUGAAGAUUCGAUACGAAAAGGGAGCCAUGGUAAUUCAUACAAUGACUAUCCUCUGCCCCUACUAGUCUACGUCGAUGAGACAAUGCCUCCCACGCAAAAUGAUGAAAACCCUGUUGUUGAGAAUAGUGUACUCGUCGACAAUGAGAACCUGUCGUCUCGUCAACAUUCCAGCCAGAAGGAAGGAAAGAUCGCGUCGCAGAAAUCUUCGGACUUUUUACAUCCCGUGCGGACAACCAGUUUCAUAUCCGCACACGAGCACUUUCAACAGUCACACGAGUCGCAGGAAUGGCUUCCGGAUAAGCCAUUGGUGCCAACAUCAUCCAAGCACAAACGCAAGAUGUCACCCCAAUCUCCUUUGACGACUAUCCCCAUAUGGACGCCUGAAACAUCACUGGGAAGUUUUACACUCCCCAAAAUUGAUGAAGAAUCCAACGACGAUCACGAAUAUUGUGAUUUGGAUGAAUUUGUUGAGUGUCUCUGCUCUGAUGAAUCUGCUUCUUCCCUCCGACAGUCCAACCCUUAUGCUGCAUCACAGGGGACAGGAUAUGGCAUUGCCCUGUUUGAUCCCAAAGCAACUCAACUAGGGAAAGAAAUGCAUCGUCUCGCCAAAACCCUUUCCAGUUUCGUCGAUACUGGAACAGGUCCACUGCCCUCCAUAGGAAGCAUAUUCUUUUUGGGAUCAAGCAUGCUGGAACAUGAUCUAUGCCCCGGUGACCUUCGUUUCUGUUUGCGUGAUACAUGGACAAGUAUCGGACGUGAUCAUUUCUAUGGCUGUCUUUCAUGGAGUCUCAGCAAGCGAUCUGAUGGCAUAUCCAUGGGAAGAGAGCAACUACGCUCUGAUUCGGAUCGCCGUCGUUGUGACACGCCAAAGGAGCCACCAGAGCACGGAGGCUCUGGACCAAGGAGCCCAUGGAUUGAGAUGACCUUUGAUGAAACUGCCAUUGCUGUGUUGGGCGAGUAUAGCUCGAUCGAACCUCUAGCUCAUGUUUUAUAUAGUUGA